AUGGUACAACUCAGAUGUCGUCUGCUUUUGUUGGCUUUCUGCCUCUGCUAUCUGGGAAAUAUAGACGCUAGACGUCACCGGUCCUCACGAGUUGCAUUCUCGGCAGUUAAAACCACCAACCAGAAAAUGAGCGUAAACCAGGAUGUCAUUUUUGACAAAGUCUUACUGAACAAAGGUUAUGGUUUCCGGCCCAUCGGCGUUUUCAAAGCCCCAAGAAGCGGAAUGUACAUGCUCACCUCGAGUCUAUUCCAUCUGAAAGAGGAACUUACCAUUCAAUUUGCGAUCGUUCACCAAGGCAAUGUAGUGGCUAAUUUCCAUGGAACCAACGAUUGGGAGCAGUUCAGCCAAACCGUGAUCAUACAUGUGAAGAAAGGUGAAACAGUGUCCAUAAGAAACGUGAGAAACAAUAAUCCAACCAUAUAUGGCUUCAACUUUUCCACCUUCUCUGGUUACCUGCUGUGA
Molecule: messenger RNA, 462 nt
Organism: Mya arenaria
Lineage: Eukaryota; Metazoa; Mollusca; Bivalvia; Myida; Myidae
Product: cerebellin-4-like
Exons: 2
Coding region: 1-462 (153 amino acids)
Molecular function (GO): protein binding
Source: RefSeq, a predicted model, not a curated record